Messenger RNA from Amoebophrya sp. A25, 3911 nucleotides. Lineage: Eukaryota; Dinophyceae; Syndiniales; Amoebophryaceae. The record is from the annotation of a GenBank genome assembly.
GCGGCUUUCGGCGUCAACCUGCAACUGCAAGUGGCCUUGAGUCUGAAGUUUGCAAGAUCGUUCUGUGUAGGAAAAUUUUUUGGCGCUCGACCUCGUAAAGAUGCCAUUGGCACAACAGCUGCGAAAGCCGCGCAGUCUAGAUUUGCGCGCUAGAUCGCAACAGAUGCCCGAACGUGUAACCGAAUUCGACUGAUAAGAUACCGUUCGCGGUGUUCCGCGUCGAAUGCUUCGUCCCCUAGGGAAGACGUUCCAUUCACAUACUCCCUCCUAUUAAUAUCGAGCCCUUCCUCGGAAGAGAAGCUUGGCACUAAAUAGGCCCGUCGACAGUUUCGGAAUACUGAUCUGGGCAACAUUCCAGUCCAUAAGUUUGAAAGUUAUACUUUUGUCUCAUAUCGAAAUCGAAAAUCAUCUUGCACAAAAACACGUUUGAUGUAUUUUUUCUUUUGUCGACGUGACAAGCUUUUCCAAGCAGAGCGCGACCGUCGUCUGGGCAACGGGCAGCCCUGAUGCCGUGCAUUGGGCUCAUACGACCGGACUUGUAUGACAACACGGAGGAAGACCUCUUGAAAACGCGAGUCUGCAUCUCAAACGAGGACUUUCGCGAGUCGAUUUGAGCGUUGGGGCAGGGAACGAAGCACGUGAGCCAGUCGGGAAUAGACCUUGACAUCAAUGAUGUGGCUUUCGCACAACUUUCUGUGAAGCGAGAACAUUGAGACUGGUCACACUAUACGAGCGCUUGAGGAGGACGGUUGCAACCACGGCGUGGUCUGAUCUACAUAGACACGUAGAGUCGUCACCCUCAGAGGACGGCAAGGCCCGGACGGGGCAGGGACGCCGGCAAGCGUUUUGCGGUCUACAGCUAUUGCCGAAUACAUCGAGGUUCACCCUGAAACGGCAGUACACCUCGAAAGAUCGGAGUUAGAAACUAUUUAGGCAGAUUCUGUGUGGUACAGCUUUCCUGGUUCUGCAACCUGAACUGCCACUAGGGCCAUCAUGCGGAGCGUAGCGGCAGCACGAACUAGCGGGGGCGGGGGCCCGGCUGGUCGGGGCCAGGCGGCCUCAGCGCUGUCCGAAAUGUUAAGGUUUCCCCUAAGUAAUCCAUGUUCGGUAGCAUCUUAGAGACGUUUUCAAGGGGAGAACAGUCUCAGGAUGGACUUUGAGAUGGAGUGGGGUGAGCUCUAAAGAUGGCUGGUUGCACGACAUGCAAAGACCGGGAGACCCAGAGCCGCCAUCUCCAGAGUCGAAUUACCGAAAUUACGACUCAUUUGCGGGAAACGCAAGAUCAGACAGCGCACCUGAGCGACGAGAUAUCAGAAUUGUAAUUCUUGACUAAGUAAUCUUUUUUUUUACAGAACUUUCGCUGUUAGUUUACUUCUUACUGCUCUAUCUGUGCUUCAUUGAGAGUAGAUCUUAAAGAACUUGGUCCGAUGUCAAUGCCUGGCUGUGGAAGAACAGACUGUCACUAGCAAUUGUAGCCCAUAACAAUUUUUUCAAAGGCUAUUGUCAGGCAUGUUUUCCAUGUUUUCACUUUUUCUAGGUUCCAUGUAGAGGAUCCAUAAGAACCUAACCUAACCAGGCUUGGCUCAGGUUUCGCCGGUACAUGAAAUACAAAAUGGGAUCAGCGCAUGAUGUUGAUCUGUUGACGGAAGAUUUAAAGGAAAUAUCGCAAAUCUGGCAAAGACAUAAGGAACGAAUUUUGUCUGAGACGGGAUCGCCGGUACCUAAAUCAGAUCUGUAUUACAAACUUUGUCUUUGCAGUAUCACCGCUGCUUAGAUAAAAAGUGUAGGUCCAGUAAAGCAGCGUUCUACGUGUAGCGUGGGUUUUUCUUCCCCAUUUCAUUCCCAGGCGGAUGGAGGUCGGUCUCCGCGGGGCGGCGCGCAGCGAGGAGCGUUCUUUGCAGCCCGGCAGGAAUCGAAUGCUCGUCUCGGGUUGCCGCUUGAUGGAGGAAAGGAUAACUUUCGAGAAACGCAGCGUUCUGAACUCCACGACACAGGAAUGCUCGAGGAGAGCAUAUUCUACGGUACGAAUGGAACGCUUGCAACUUAUGACUUCUGGCUGGAGCACUGUUCUCUAUCUACUUUUGCUGUUGACUAUUAUAACUUCUGUAUUUUAAGAUCUAGAAGAAGGAGAUGAUGAACCUAAUUUGUUUUUGUUAAGAAUGACUUGCUCGUUGAGAGGUUUCUCUUAAGAUAAGGCUGUUUGAGAAAUAUUUGGAAUAGACACGUAGCAAACUAGUGAUGCAUGAGAGUAGAGUACUGAACUUCAAAGCAAGAACCUAUUCGACUCGCUCCUUUCAUCGUUGCAGUAGCAGUCUUGCAGAACAGGCUAGCGGAGAAGCUAAGAAGGAGUACGAAGACAGGGUGCGGGAGCUGUUGUUUGCGCUGGGAGCGCAUAAGAUGCGCUGUGGGAUGCUUUUGUCACGGACUAAUAGGAUGCGGGAGAAGCAGACAAACAUGGAACAAGAAACGGCGCAGCUACGGCAAAAGCUGCAGAAGCAGGGUGGAGGCCGGCGGAGGCGGAGCUCGGGGAACGAAGACGGCGCGGGAAGAAAGGGCUCGGCUGGAGCAGGUGGCGAAAGUAACGGGGAGGACGACGAGGACUCCGCACAGGUGGACGCAGGUAAAAGUCCGCGGAAGGGUCGCGACGAAGGCAAGCAGCGGAAAAUAGACCGAGUGGUGAAGAAGCUAGAAGAGGUAGACGGGCAACAGGCACUGGUGAAACGGAAACUUGCAGAGGAAAUGAAGGCGAGAAUAACCGCGGAAGAAGAGGUGGGGCCUUUUUUCUGUCUAGAAGAGUUUCAUGGUUAUGCUAGACAGAGCACCUCUUUGUGAGCACAUUCACUUCGUUUGACGUUUUUCUCACGUCGUCAUCGACUGCUUCCCUAGAAUUUUGUCGUACACAUGACGAUUCCCCCGAUUGCUAUCUUGAACAACAAAUCAUGAUUCCAGGCUUCGCGGCUACGAAACUUACUUGAUCGGCUGAGGAAAAGCAACAAAAUCCAGCGCUUACCGGAGAUUCAAGAAGCAAACAGGCUAAUGGAUUACAAACGACUGGACACUCGAGGAGGCAGCACCGACAUGCUUCAGUCUUCGGUAGAGUCAAUGGGAUCACCCACAGCUGGCGGUGGCAGUUCAAUUAGUAUGCAUGGAAACGUAGUAGAUUGAAAAACAUAUAAAAAACAAGUACCAAGUAUAUUCAAAGCACUGAAUAUGAAUGACGGAUCUUGAAUUUUCAUAGUCUAAGACGAGCAUGAUUUUGUUUUUCCAGGAACGAGAUUCACGUUUAUUCUCCAGUAUCCUGAUUGGUUAAAGAAUAAUGGAGUUCCCGUGAAUUUCCGCCUUCUCUCCUGUUCAAAAUCGGCUCGAAAGCGCCGUUGGUGGAUCGCAAGUACAAGACGCGGGAAAGGGAACACGUCCGCGUAUUGCUGAAGGGCAUGCCCACUGGCCCUGGCGCAGUCCAUAGUCGUGAAGUCGCCUACGCGGAUGCUGAAAAAGCCUUCAGUACGAAAUUUGUUUCUCUAAAGCGUCUGCAAGCUAGAAGGGGCUUCAAAAAUUAGAAGUGAUCCACAAGGGGAACCCAGAAGCUAAAGGGAUGCGUAAAUAGGAACGUUGCUCCUGAUAAGAUAUGAUAUUUUUGGAAAAGCACAUUUUUCUCUCACGUGAAAGGUAAAUGUCCGGUAGAAAAGUUACGGAAAAAGCGGGAGGCCGAAAGGCAGGAAGAAGAGAAGAUCGAGGAGAUGAGACGCUUGAGGGCCGCUUCGAUCAGAAACAAGAGUCAUCACAGCCGGUCACCUGUCAAUCCACGCCAAGAGCCGUAUCUUGCUCGUAUGCACGGAGGUGCGGAGUCAAGGGAGAGUUUUUUCCCCGGGCGAACAGGCUCUCCCAGUGAAGGAAGGAUCCUACUCACCUAG